UGUGCCCUUGUCACUCACGCAUAUUACCCAGUUGUGUUUCCACUGUGUCCUCUGUGUUCUCAGCACAAGGCUGGCACACUGCUCCGUUGGUCUUGUGAGCUCGGCUCUCCUCUCCACUUCUCUCUGCAACUUGGAACAAAACAGCUGAACAAUAUCACUGAAUCACCUUCAGCUCUGUUACUGUGGAUUUAACUGUUUUUUUUAAGUGUUAAGAACCCAUCGAUUGUUUUUGUUUUUGGUGGAAGAAAACCAGGUAGAGAAGUUCAUCCAGUGUGGAUUUGUAGUUCUGAACUGUGUCUUCCAAAAUGUCCCCUGUGAAAGGCUGGGUGUUGGGCCUCCUGCUGGUCCUGCUGUGCCCGUCCCAGGGCCCGCUCUCCGGACUGGUGAGUGCCCAGGACGUGGCCGAAGCAGAGGAAGGCCUCCACGCCAGACAUGUCGAGGAGGUCGUGGCUGAAGAGGGCGACGCCGCUGAGGGUGAUGAUGGCGCAGGUGAGGAAGAGGAACAUCUAGCAGAGGAGGAAGAUGAUGAAGAAUCGGAUGAUGAAGCAGAAACCGAUGAACUGGAGGAAGAAGGGGAGGCUGAGGAGGAGGAAGAGGCUUUGGAGGAGGAGGAAGAUGAAGAAGCUGCUGAGGAAGAAGAAGAAGAAGCAGCUGAGGAGGAGGAAGAGGAAGAGGCUGCUGAGGAGGAGGAGGAGGAGGAAGAGGAUGAAGAAGAAGAAGAAGAAGAGGAUGAUGCCGAAGAAGAGGAAGAGGCUGCCGAUGAGGAAGAGGAGGAUGACGCUGAAGAAGAGGAAGAGGCUGCCGAUGAGGAAGAGGAGGAGGAGGAUGCUGAAGAAGAGGAAGAUGAGGAAGAGGGGGAGGAGGAUGCAGAUGAGGAUGAGGAGGAUGACGCCGAAGAAGAGGAGGCUGGCGAGGCGGCAGCAGAUGAGGAAGAGGAGGAUGAUGCUGAAGAAGAGGAUGAAGAGGCAGCAGCAGAUGAGGAAGAGGAGGACGAUGCGGAAGAAGAGGAGGCUGAUGAGGUAGCAGCAGAGGACGAUGAGGUAGCAGCAGAGGAGGAAGAGGACUCUUCUGAAGAGGAUGAUGAUGCAGCUGAAGGAGAGGAAGCAGGUGAUGCUGAGGAUGAGGAGGAUGAGGAUGACUCUGAGGAAGAGGAUGCAUCUGACGCAGAGGAAGAUGACGAUGGGCCUGAAGAUGAUGAUGACGCAGCAAAUGACACAAUUGAAGAGGAGCCCGCCGCCGACAUACUGCAAUUCCACCCUGGCUCUUUGUGUAGCGUUUGCGCCAUCUGUGAGCACUGCUCUAAUAGCUGCGAGAAAUGCCCCUGUGAAGAGGGAGAUGAGUCGGAUCACUGUGAACUCUGCCAAGAAUGCUCAUCCUGCUACAUUUGCCCCAUACUGUGUGACACAAUUUGCACACCAGGUGGCCUUGUUGAUGAGCUAACUGGGGCCCUCUUUCAGUAA
Molecule: messenger RNA, 1460 nt
Organism: Sebastes umbrosus (honeycomb rockfish)
Lineage: Eukaryota; Metazoa; Chordata; Actinopteri; Perciformes; Sebastidae
Product: cilia- and flagella-associated protein 251-like
Exons: 6
Coding region: 306-1460 (384 amino acids)
Molecular function (GO): calcium ion binding
Source: RefSeq, a predicted model, not a curated record